Molecule: messenger RNA, 6481 nt
Organism: Stegostoma tigrinum
Lineage: Eukaryota; Metazoa; Chordata; Chondrichthyes; Orectolobiformes; Stegostomatidae
Gene: tmem269
Product: transmembrane protein 269
Exons: 8
Coding region: 237-1040 (267 amino acids)
Biological process (GO): phospholipid biosynthetic process
Cellular component (GO): membrane
Molecular function (GO): phosphotransferase activity, for other substituted phosphate groups
Source: RefSeq, a predicted model, not a curated record
GCUGCGCGUGCGGGCCACGCCCCCUCCCCCCGCGCCGAAGCCGGUGGCGACCCAACCGUUUUUAUUGCGCUGCUGCCGGAACGACAUCCAGUGCGGCGGGUGGAGGGCAGAGGGACGGGAGUGGUACGCUGUUGAGCUCGUCUUCAGAUAACGGCGCCAUCUGUGCAUCAUACAAUCCUUAACUCGCCCUGUCAUUUCUGAGCAGAAGAUUAAUCACUUGCACAAGUUAAGACAAGAUGUUUAUACUGAGACCCCCUUCCAAUCAUUGCUAUACCGGACUUAAUUAUCACAAAUUUUCCUCAUCCACCUUGAAGGACCAUGUUCCCUGUCUUAAAGAAGGUAUUUUCCAGUAUGCUAAGAAGUUGUUUCUUAGUGAGCAGGUAGGCCGGAUCCACCUUCAAGAACUGGCACGUCAGAAUGUUGCUAAUGCGCUAUCUCUUACAAACCUCGUGAUGGGACUGUCUUCAAUUCUGUGUAGCUUAAAUGAGCACUACUACUGUGCUUGCUGGUUUCUCUAUUUUGGGUUUCUGCUUGACCUGGCUGAUGGAGCUGUUGCAAGACAACUUAAUGCAUGCUCUGUUCUUGGAGCUAAACUGGAUGACUUUGCAGAUUUUACAACAUUUGGAAUUGCAACCUCACUCUUGCUGCAGGCCCAUGGCAUUCUAGAUGGUGUGAUUGUCAUCUGCUACGUUAUGGCUGUGUUUACGCGCCUCUGCUUCUUUUCUAGUGGAAUCCCAUUUGUUUACCGUGGCCUACCAUGUCCUUAUGCCUCAGCCAUCGUAGCUUGUACCUUUUUAUUGGCCGGAGGAAAUCGCUUUCUCCUGUAUAUUGCUGCAGUGGUGAUGAUCCUCUUCAUGACUGACCAAGGCAACUACCCCCAUGACAGGGUCCUUGAGUCACAAGUCUGGAAAAAAGUAGUUUACAUUGGAGGUCUGAUGGUUCUAUUUUGCUGUCCGCUACAGCUGGCCUGCAUAUACUUCCUGAUUUGGUGUUUCUCCUACACACUCUUCCCAUCUACUCUGUGGAGUUGCAAACGUUAAAUCCCUGUUUCACACUUUCCCUUCAUAGGGACAAGUCUGGUGCUGCAGUUCAGCAACUAGAGCCUAGAAGUCAUUUGCGUUGAAUGACAAUAGAUAUCUUCAUUAUGAAAUCUGAGGAAGGAUUGAUCAUAUGACUUAGGUACAGGGUGGACAUCUUUAUUUGGUCAAUUUUUUUUGAAAACUUUGCUUUAGGAUUUGUUUUACAUUCCGUAAUAGUUUUCCUCAAUCACAAACAUUUUCUUUUGAAUAUAAAUUCUCUUUCUAAUAUUAAUAUUCACAAUUCCCCAAAAAACAGGCAGAGUACAUAUUAUUCCUCUCAAUUGAGAGUUCUGGAGAAUGAAGUUGCUGCAAUGAAAUUGCUCAUUAAAAGUUGAGCACUUUUUAAAAAUAUUUAGACAAAUAUUAAUAUAUUCAAAAUAUGAAAUUGCUUAAUUCCAAACAUUUCACUUGAAAUAAAGUGAAACAACUCGUUCAACCUUAUUUGCCACGAUAUUUGGUAACUAGAAUAAGCCCAAGAAAGUAAUUGGAGAAUUGUGAGAUCAAUAACAACGUAAGUCCAAGGAGCAUAGGAGCAAUGGUGCUUAGUUAACCUUGUGUUGCAGACAAACAUGCCUUGUUUAGUCAUUCUUUUUCAUCCUUCCCUUCCAUACGUAUUGCAGAUUUAUUCUGCAGCUCAUUUGAAGUGGUAACAGCUUCAUAUCAUUUACAGAUUUACUUUCUGUAUUGAUUAGAACAAAGCCAGCCAAGUGGAUCUCAUAAAAUAGGAUUCCCCUGAUUUGACCAGGUUAACAGCCUCAGUCAGGGAGCCCCGGCUGACAUAUCAACAGGAGUGUCAGAGGUUCUGUUCAAUCUGAGAGCUAACACUGAGGAAGCUACACUAGUGUCAAGUACUUUGCAUGCCUAUAUAAAGAGUGACUUGGUGAUGGGAUACCAACCUCUGUGGCAAUGAGAGGAAAAAAAUACACUCCUGAAGAAAUUCGCUCACAAUAGUCAUCUUUGAGUUGGGGUAAGCAUUUCUCAUAAUGCCUUUAUUUGAGAAGCUUGACCCUUCAAUCUUGCCAUGAAAGACUGGGGCCAGUACGUGGAAAUAAUGAGUUGUGUGUUACAGACAAACAACAUUGAGGCAGACUUAAAAAAAAAGACUAAUUUUCCUGACAGUUUGUGGACUGCAGCUUUUUUGGUAAUUAGGAACCUAACAUUUCCUGAAGCACCAGUUACUAAAACAUUUCAGGAAUGACAGAUUUAGUUAAGGAAUAUUAUGACCCCAAGCCUCCUCUAAUUCUGAGAUGUAAUCAGUUUUACUUAGCAGUUCAAGGACAAGGGGAAUUAGUUUCGGGAUUAAAACACCUGGUAGAGGCCCGUGGUUUUGGAUUUACCCUUCGUGGGAUGCUGGAUCACAGGCUUCAAAACAGGAAGUACAGCUGGCUUUGAAAUUAGAAAAUGUGGCAAUUGGAGCAUGAGUUACAGGGUUGUGGACACUUUUACCUGGCUGACUAAGCUUAAGGGACACCACUUGAGUGAAUACCAUUGCAAAGCCUCAUUCAGGACAUAUCCUGAACAGAGGGACUCUAGGUCCGCCACAGUAAAAAAACAAUAUUUUCUUCACGAUCCAGGCCAGUAAUCCAUUGUAGUUGCUGCCAGUAUGCAGACUGAAGACAGUAAGAGUCCAAAUAAGCCUGAAUUGAGUCAGAGAACUCAAAAGCCAGUGUCCAGGAGAGUGCACACCCUGGAAAGUGCACCUGCAUCUGUCUGGGAAUCGUUAAAUUGCUUAACAACAUCCAAAUCAGAACCAAUCAAAAUAAACAUUUAGUUAAAAUGGUCAACUGGUUCUAAUGGAAAUUGAUAUCAGCAUGGCAGUAUCAGUGAUUGCAGAACCAAUCUUUAACAAAAUUCACUCUGGACUCCAACCCUUAAAUUUGUGCAAGAUCUCUACUAGACUGGGAACCGAGACCAGGGAACCUUUACAGAUUAAGAGUACAAUUUGGGUUCCGGUAUCGUACAAGAUGCAGCUAGUUCAGUUAUCACUGAUUGUAGUAAAAGUCUCAGGCCCAAGCUUGAUGGGGCGAAAUUGUUUGAGAAAGAUUCCCUUCAAUUGGCUGAACACUUCUAGUUUAAAACAUGGCUACCUGAGCAAAGUCGCAAUUAAAUACUCGGAUAUUUUUCAGGAAGGUCUAGGGACUAUCAAAACUGCCAAAGACACUUUGCAUGUUCACCAGAAAACAAUUCCAUGAUUCUGCAAGACCUGUCCAGUGCCAUGUGCCUUGCAUGCAAAAGUAGAGGCAGAAAGGUGAAGGAAUUAUCACACCAAUACAGUUUGCUGAAUGGCUUGCACUGGAUAUACCAAUCGUGAAUUCCAAUCAGUUCACCUUUGUGGGAAUUUUAAACAAACGAUAAACUGCUUCCCACAAUUAGACAAAUACCCAAUCCCUCACUCAGAGGAUUUGUAGGCAAAACUAGCAUCAGGAAACUGUCCUUCACGAAGAUAGACAUAAGCAUGCAUACCUGCAAUUGCAGCCAGAUGAGGAUACCCAGGAGUAUGCUACCAUUAAUACCCAUAAGAGUUUGGACCGAAGUACAAGACUGCCAUUUUGGGUAUCAUCAGCCAAUGCUAUUAGAUUAGAAUCCCUACAGUGUGGAAACAGGCUCUUCGGCCCAACAAGUCCACACCGCCCCUUGGAGCAUCCCAUCCCCCUAUAACCCACAUACCCCUGAACACUAUGGCAAUUUAGCAUGGCCAAUCCACCUAGCCUGCACAUCUUUGGACUGUGGGAGCAAACUGGAGCACCUGGAGGAAACCCAUGCAGACACGGGGAGAACGUGCAAACUCCACACAGACAGUUGCCCGAGGCUGGAAUUGAAUCCAGGUGCCUGGUGCUAUGAGGCUGCAGUGCUAACCACUGAGCUGUCCCCUGUUAAUCAGUGGGCAAUGGAGAAUAUUUCACAAGAUCUACCCAAGGUCACCAUUUAUCUGAAUGACAGUGCCAGCAACAGGCAAGAGUACUUAGAGAACUUGGACGUAGUCUUUGCACAUUUCUCCAAGGCAGACAUCUACCUUAGAAGGCAAAAAUGUGUGUUCCAGGUAUGCCAGUGGGCCACAGGGUCAACAAGACUGCGUUACACCCAUUGGAAGCUAAAGUGAGAACCAUCAAAUAUGCCCCAAAUCCCUCUUCUGUACUGAGCUGAGGUCCUUCCUUGGAUUCAAGUUCAUUCAUAACCUAGCGUCCAUCCUGACACCCUUACAUCUGCUAUAGGAAAAGGGUCAGCCUUAGCAAUGGUCUCAUUUCCAAGCAAAGUGAAGAAGCAGCUAUCAUCGUCUAAGAUGUUGACACAAUAGGAUCCCAAGCGAGAUCUAGUGCUGAUACACAAUGCUUCCCUGUAUGAUAGCAGAGUAGUGUUGGCUCACAGAUGGCCUAAUGGAGAGGAACUCCCAAUAGUGUAUGCUUCCCAGACUUUGGCUGCUGCAAGGCAUGAAUACACCCAAAUAGAGAAGAAGGGUUUGGAGGUCAUCUUUGGCAUGAAAAGUUCCACCAAUACCUUUUACAAAUUUACAUCCAUAUAGUAACAGACCACAAACCCUGGCUAGGUCUACUCAGACAAGGCCGUUCCGUCUAUUGUUUCCAGUUAAAAUGAGAAUGCAUGUCUGAAUUUAAGUACAUACAGUUACAAGUUUUGGAACACUGACCAGGAAGUCAAGAAGCAAAUGUGGAUGCCUGGAGCUGCCUCCCGCCUGCAGAUACACAGAUGGUGCCACUGCUGGAAGAAUCCGUUCUGGACACCUUUUCCAAUGGCUGACAAUAACAGACUGUGGACACAAAAAAGUCCAUUCAUUGCAAAACCAAAACAGCUGGUGGUGAUGGAAGAAACAAAACAGGCCAUCACAACCAGAAUUCAGAACCUGACAACAGCAGAUCACCGUAGAGGAUGGCAUUUUAUUAUGGGGAGCAAGAGAUUUUCCCAAGCAAAUGUCACCGCCAAAUCCUGGCAAAACCCUACCAGGGUCAUCCAGAUGUGUCCAAAGUGAAAACUUUGGCAAGAAAUCAUAUCUGAUGGCCAGGAUUGGAUGACGACACAGCCUGCAUUGAUGGAGCAGUACACAGAGUGCUAAGGAGGACAGAAAUUACCACCAGUAGGUCUCCCAUAUUCAUGGAAUUGGCUGGGUAAACCUGGGUAUCAGUUACCCAUCGACUAUACCAGCUGUUACACAGGCUGAACUUCCUUAGUCAUUGUGGAUGCCCACUCAAAGUUGUUGGACAUACUUAAGAGUUAAUUUUGUCAGACACGGACGACAGUAGAAAAGUUGCGAUACACAGGCUGCUGGAAGUGUUGAUCACAUACAACAGGCCAUCAUUUACCAGCAGGGAAAUAAGAGUGUUUCCUAAAGUCGAAUGGCAUUCAGCAUAUAAGGAAACUUCAGACCAUCCAUUUCCAGGAUUUGGCGGUGACAUCUGCUUGGGAAAAUCUCUUGCUCCCCAUAAUCUGGCAGAAGGAGCAGUCCAAACUUUGAAGGCAAACUUAAAGAAAUAGUCUACGCCUUCACUCAAUACCAAACUGUGCCUAUUCCUAUUUGAUCAUUGGACCAUUCCUCAUGCAACUAUAGGGAUAGCUCCAGCACAGUUUGCUAAUGGGAGAGGUUUCCACACCAGGUUAAAUCUGAUCUUCCAGGACCUGUGGUGGGGUUGGGGGUGGGAGUGGGAGGUUGGUGAGGGCAGGCAGCAUCAGGAAUGUCAGAGCUGGACAUAAGACUACUAAGUAGGAGAGACAGUUUACUUCAGGGGAUGGAGUUUGGUGCCAAAACCACAGGAAUGGCCCUGCCUGGGAGUAAGAGGCAUUAUCAACCUGAGGUCAGAUCCUGUGGCAAACAAACUUCGGUUGGGUGAGGCAGUCUUGAGCGAGCAAGCAAGCAUGUUGAUCACAUGAAAGCUGUAAACUCUCAAAUGGGCAAGAGCAAACCAUACCAGGCCCCUUAGAAUAGCCAGAAAGACUGUUGGAACCUGUGGAUUCUCCCCUUCUAUCUAGCAUUGAAGAAACCUCAGAGACUGGACACAACGCAUGUUGUAGCCUUGACACCUUUACCACCUGAAGAUGAUGAAUCCCUUCAAAACAUAGCAAGUGGGCUACAGUCCGAUACAUGCUGCCCAUGUCAGAGGUUGAGUUGGAGGAACCAGACAUGAUGCGACAAUAUCCCAGGAGAAACUAUAAGAAAAAGAAGAGGCCUUUGUCUCCAGCCUUAGAGGGAGCAGGAUGUAGUGAUUGUAAUGAAGUCAGCCAGGUGGACCUCAUAGAAUACAAGUUCUCUGAUUGGACUUGUUAACCUGGUCCAAUGAGGGAGCCCUGGCUGAUUGAUAUAAACAGGAGUCUGCUCACGCAGAGCUGGCUCUGAAGAGAUUGGACCAAUGUCAAGUACUAUGUAUGUUUAAAUAAAUAGUGAUUUUGUGACGAGA